This is a messenger RNA of Triticum turgidum subsp. durum (durum wheat), 1086 nucleotides long. NCBI's taxonomy places the organism in Eukaryota, Viridiplantae, Streptophyta, Magnoliopsida, Poales, Poaceae. The record is from the annotation of a GenBank genome assembly.
AUGGACUCGCCGUCGGCUCCACCCGCUCUCCUCCUCAGCCUCCGCGCGCUGCCCUACGGCAGCAGCAGCAGUAGAUCCCUCUGUCUCCACUUGAAGCAGAGGCUGCAUCGAUUGCCUUCACCAGGAACCGGUCGCCGUCACGUGGCGGCGGCGGCGGUGGACAAGCUCGCGCCCCGGCCGCCGGAGGCUGGCCGUCUGAGGUGGAAGUACCGACUAGCGUGCCGCGGGUCCUACGAUUCAGGAAACGGGCUUCCCGGGCCUCCUCCCCCGCCUCCUUCCGGUGAGAGCGUGGAUGGGUGGCGUCCUGCCCUUCGCCGAUGGGAUGUGCCAUGGCAGUGGCCAACCGUGUCUCUCACCAUGGUGGCCUGUGCACUAAGCGCUCUUUUGGCAGGAAAGGUUGAGCAGUCAGUUUUGGAGUAUCUAGGCUAUCAAGCCGGAGAGGCAACUAUUGAUGAGAAGGCCGGGGUACUCUUUUUGGAACAAUUUAGUGUGACAGCAGUUGCCAUUGGAGUUAUGUUUGGCAUCACCAAUACCUUCCGACCAUUCUCGGAUGACAUAUUUCGUUAUGAUUUUAAGGAACCAUUUAAGCUGCAAAACGGCUGGCUCCUGUGGGCUGGAAUUGGCCUCUUUUUUGCUCUAGUUUCCAUUUCUUUAACUGGAGCUGUGAUGACCUUUCUGAAUGGUGCAACCACACAGAGAGAGACUGACUCGCUACUUCUUCUAUUGCCACUGAUAGGCUCGUCGAAUAUCAGCACUGCCUGUCUGCUGGGCAUCACUGGGGUUCUUGCACCAAUUUUGGAGGAAACUGUAUUUAGAGGAUUUCUAAUGGUAUCCUUGACUAUGUGGUUUUCUACGCCAGUAUCUGUUCUGAUCACAGCUGUGGUGUUUGCCUUUGCUCAUCUUACACCAGGAGAGUUUCCCCAACUUUUUGUGCUUGGUGUGGCACUGGGAUUCUCAUAUUCUCAAACUCGGAAUCUUCUUACUCCUAUCACAGUUCAUGCUGCUUGGAAUUCCGGAGUAAUAUUGUUACUAACCUUUCUUCAGCUGCAGGGAUAUGAUAUCAAGGAGCUGCUGCAGGCAUCUUGA